AUCGAACAUGCGGUUUUUCGCCGUCCUUUUAGUGCCACUCGUUUUUGCCGAAAUCUGUCCAAUGGACAAGCAUGCCAUCUGCAACACCGGGCAUUUGUCAUGCACCUGUUCAGUUUCUCAGGAAGAUGAAGCCCCAGUUCCAGAAAUCUCUUGCAAUGCCCUAAUUGCAAGAGACUUGGAAACCGGAAACUUCCCAGUAGUCUCCGUAGAAUUUGACCUGAACAACUCCGCCGAAGCACUGGAAGAGUUCCCAGAAGACGCUUUCAGAGACAAGAUUUCAUCGUCGCUCCGUGUUGACGAGGAAGAUGUUAUUGUUCUUCGCACCAGCUGUGUUGGAACUGAUGAUACCUUGACCAUUCAAUUUGUUAUCCUCAAGAAAGACACCAACUCCAGCGCUCUUCCAUUCGCUAUUGAAGAUCUCAUCGAUGCUGAAUCCAUUGCUACGAGAAUGAAGGCCAUGGGACACCUCUCUCAAAUUGCUAACUUGGACGUUGACACCAUUGAAUACACCGAGGAAUUGGUUGACUUGGAAUUUGAGCCAAGCAACCUUGAGCUGAUCUUCAAAGCCAUCCUUCUCGCACUCAUCUUCGGAUUUUUCUUUGUUCUCGGAGUUUGGAAGCUCACGAAGAAGGGUGAUGAAUACGCUGACGAUCUUCAGAAGCCAUAAGAAAUUUGUGUUUUUCAUCGAUUUAACUCCGAAUUUAUUGAAUCGACUUUCCCUUUCCCGAUCAUUACUUUUAAACGACAAAAAACCUUUAUUUGAUUUUUUUUCAACAAAAGUUGUCAUCACAGUAAGACUACGGUGGAAAUUUAGGAAUUUAGCGAAGUGGUAAAAAUAAAACAAAGCACUGGG
This is a messenger RNA of Caenorhabditis elegans, 853 nucleotides long. RefSeq lists its product as uncharacterized. Bases 8 to 667 code for a protein of 219 amino acids. The transcript is spliced from 5 exons. The record is from RefSeq and is marked reviewed. Lineage: Eukaryota; Metazoa; Nematoda; Chromadorea; Rhabditida; Rhabditidae. Gene Ontology annotation, cellular component: membrane.